AUGCCGACGCCGAGCGACAAUACCCAUACUCCGCCGUCGACCGCCAGCGAAGAGUCGAUUGCGCAUACAACCUGCCCGCCAGAGAUAAUACGAGCAUCUGCGUUUUCAGUCGCUUCAGAAGAGCGCUCUGCUGAUGACGACGAUGACGAUGCCAUUGAACAAGGGACUGUAUCGGCCGUCGUCGAGUCAACGCUGCAGGGCCGAGUUGGCGAUGCUACGUCAUUAGUGGUAGAGACAACAUCGGACUCAUCGCUGAAGAGACGUGCCAUCGAGGAAGAUACGGUUAUGGACUCUCCGAGCCCGGCCAGCACAUCUUCGGAGAGUAAAGACGACCAGCCGAGUCCUACGGCAUCGCAGGCGUCGUCUGUUGCUCCGUCCUCAUCUACAUCGUCCUAUCUCAGUUCGGAGUUCUCCAAUGUUCGGCUCCUGCCGAAUCACACUUGUUCCUUUUUGCGAACCGGAAGCAGAUUCGAGGGCACCCAAGAGUCGGAUCAUCAGGUCUAUAAUGUACAUGUUGAAAUAAAACACGUUGACAUGGCGGAAUCAUAUCUAUGCGGCUACCUACGCAUACAGGGGCUUACUGAAGAGCAUCCGACUUUGACCACAUUUUUCGAAGGAGAAAUAAUCGGCACGAAGCACACGUUUCAGACCAAGCACGAGCAUUGGGGCGCCAACGAGAAAACCGAUAUGCAACACUGGGCGCGGUUUGAAGCAUGGCGGCCGCUUGCAAAGCAGGCAAAGAAGGCCGAUUUCACGUAUCGGAACUUUGCACAGCGAGAGCAUCUUUUCAUGCGCUGGAAAGAGUAUUUCCUCGUGCCAGAUCACCGAGUCCGCCAAAUCACCGGUGCUAGUUUUGAAGGAUUCUAUUAUAUAUGUUUCAACCAGAUAGAAGGAACUGUCAGCGGGAUAUAUUUCCAUGCAAAAAGCGAGAGAUUUCAAAAACUUGAGCUGACGCAUAUCGAAGACCGUGGGAGUACCCCGGCGAUUGAAUUUCGCUAA
Talaromyces atroroseus is the source of this 999-nucleotide messenger RNA. RefSeq lists its product as hypothetical. The record is from RefSeq and is a predicted model, not a curated record. Gene Ontology annotation, biological process: negative regulation of gluconeogenesis; protein catabolic process in the vacuole; proteasome-mediated ubiquitin-dependent protein catabolic process. The transcript has 4 exons. Gene Ontology annotation, cellular component: GID complex; extrinsic component of membrane. Bases 1 to 999 code for a protein of 332 amino acids. NCBI's taxonomy places the organism in Eukaryota, Fungi, Ascomycota, Eurotiomycetes, Eurotiales, Trichocomaceae.